Aspergillus versicolor CBS 583.65 is the source of this 1694-nucleotide messenger RNA. RefSeq lists its product as uncharacterized. Gene Ontology annotation, molecular function: carbohydrate:proton symporter activity. Gene Ontology annotation, cellular component: membrane. Bases 1 to 1602 code for a protein of 533 amino acids. The transcript is spliced from 7 exons. The record is from RefSeq and is a predicted model, not a curated record. Gene Ontology annotation, biological process: carbohydrate transport; transmembrane transport. NCBI's taxonomy places the organism in Eukaryota, Fungi, Ascomycota, Eurotiomycetes, Eurotiales, Aspergillaceae.
AUGUUUCUUCAACGGUUUAUUCGCAAUGAUGCGACACGGACAGAUCCCCCAGAGAUUUAUAAUUUACGGACGGUACUCAUCAGCCUCGUGGCAUGUGGAGGUGCACUACUCUUCGGCAUGGACAUGGGUAUAAUUGGGGGUGUCUUGACAAUGGAGCCAUUCAAAGAGCAAUACGGCCUCAACAACAAAUCUGCAACAGCCCUUGCCAAUCUCGAGUCCAACAUUGUCUCCGUCAUUCAGGCUGGUGCGUUCUCAGGAUGCUUCUUCUCGAUAUGGCUGGCCAAUCGCAUCGGGCGGCGCAUGUCUCUCAUCCUCGCGUCCGUGCUUGUUUUCAUUGGAGUGGCCUUGCAAGCUGCAGCUUCUGGAUAUAUUGCUUCGAUAUAUGUAGGGAGAUUCGUAGCGGGGGUUGCUAUUGGUAUUGCCUCGACAGUCAAUCCACUUUACGUGUCAGAGAACGCACCUCGUGGGAUACGAGGCCUGUUGACUGGAUUUUACCAACUUAGCAUUGUCACGGGUUUGACACUUGCCUUUUGGAUCAACUAUGGGUGCUCACUGCAUGUCAAGGGUCAUGCGCAGUAUAUUAUCCCACUGUCUCUGCAAGCUCUCCCGGCAGUGAUCCUCUUCGUGGGUAUGAUUUUUGCUAGCGAGUCUCCCCGGUUUCUUGCUAUGGAAACACCCGAUAAGGCUCUCAUCGUCCUCUCCAAGAUGCGAAAUCUGUCUACCGACCACCCAUAUGUCCGAGAGGAGAUGCAAGGGAUUCUGCUUGGACUUGAAGAAGAGCGCUCUCUUGCAUCUAGCGGCUCAUGGCUCACACUGAUCAAAGAGGCCUUUACCGUGAAAUCUUAUCUGCGUCGCAGUUUCUUGUGCAUCACGCUGAUGAUGUGGAGUAAUCUGACUGGUACCAACGCCAUGACCUACUACAGCCCGACAAUCUUCAAGAGCGUGGGACUGUCCGGUUCUUUCGUCUCGCUGUUCGCUACAGGUAUCUACGGUAUUGUGAAGUUCGUUGCCUGCUUUAUUUUCAUUGUGUUUGUGACGGACUCCCUCGGCCGGAGAAAGAGCCUGCUGUGGACUGGCAUCGUCCAGGGCUUGGCGCUGUUUUUUAUUGGCUUUUAUAUUCGAUUCGAUCCGCCAGAGGAAGGAACAGAUCCAGAUGCCGCGGGAUAUGUCGCACUGGUAGCUAUUUAUAUUUUUGCCGCCGUGUAUCAGUUCGGCUGGGGUCCCGUUGUGUGGACAUAUUGUUCGGAAAUACCAGCUUCUCGUAUGCGAAGCCUACAAAUGGGAAUGGCUACAGCCAGUCAGUGGCUGUUCAAUUUUGUCGUGGCCAAAGCCACGCCCACCAUGUUCGCCACACUCGGCGUGAACGGCUUUGGAACAUAUUUUGUUUACGGAUCUUUCUGCUUUGUCAUGGUCGUCUUCACCUGGUUUCUCGUACCAGAAACUAAAGGGCUGUCGCUAGAGGAUAUGAACGAUCUAUUUUCCAACUACAAUGCGCGGGCUCGAUUUAUACCCGCUCGAUUAACUGCGAUUGAAGGUAUGGAAGACUUAAAGUUUGAUGCAGAAAACAGGCAGACUACAAAGUCAACUGCGGAUAAACAGUAGCAAUGCCGAUAGGCAAUAGAACCUCCCAAUUAAUAAGGGAACCAGCCCUCUUAAAUAGUUGAUCAAUACCUGUAAAUAGGACAGCUGGGAUC